Molecule: messenger RNA, 5017 nt
Organism: Drosophila willistoni
Lineage: Eukaryota; Metazoa; Arthropoda; Insecta; Diptera; Drosophilidae
Gene: raptor
Product: regulatory-associated protein of mTOR
Exons: 3
Coding region: 396-4958 (1520 amino acids)
Biological process (GO): regulation of autophagy; TORC1 signaling; cellular response to starvation
Cellular component (GO): cytoplasm; TORC1 complex
Molecular function (GO): protein binding; protein-macromolecule adaptor activity
Source: RefSeq, a predicted model, not a curated record
CCAUCCCUAGACCAAAACCGUAAAUGCGUAUUUUGUCUAUAAUAUAUAAUAUUUUGUUCUCAUUGUGGUCCAAAAACAAAAAGCAAAGUGAAGAACUCAAUUUGUCUGAUCCGGGUGCAAAAUAGCUACAUAGAUCGCUCUACAUACAACGACAACAACAACAGCAAAUAGAUCAUUCGCCUACAACCUACAACGCAAAAAAACGUGCGAGCUGACGGCGACGUACAGACGACAAAAAGUGGGUGGAAAGAGGAAAAGUGUGGUGUGUAAAAAGUGUUUGGUUAUGUUGGCAGCAAUCUGAAGGAAAGGAAUCUGAACCAAUCUGGGCAAUGGAUCACUAAAUAUCUGAAUAUUCAUUUUAAGAAUCGAAAUAAUCAGUUUCCAUCUAUCCAGCGAUGCUAGAAUCGCACUACAAUGAGGCCGCUGCUGCUGCGGCAGCCGCCGUUGUCGUUGGGGACAGUAGCAAUAACAGCAGCAACAGUAACAGCAGCAGCAGCAAUGGCAGCACUGUCAAUAUAAUGAUGACCAGUUUGGAUUCCUCAUUAAACGCCCACAAAUUUGCCUGGAUAGAGUUGCGGGAUGCGGCCGGCGGCAGUGUAGAUCGGGCCGAGGAACUUCUUUUGGAUCUGACACAGGAUUAUUCCAAUCGCACUUUCGGCGAUCAUCAAUGUCCGCUCUCGUUUGCCGCCAAACGCCACCAGGAAUCCAUUGAGGCAAUGGCCUAUGAGCGGCGUGCCUGGCGGAUCAGAGAACGCAUGAAGACGGCCAGCGUGGCCCUGGUGCUAUGUCUCAACAUUGGCGUUGAUCCGCCAGAUGUGGUGAAAAUCCAACCUUGUUCACGUCUGGAAUGCUGGAUCGAUCCCAGCUCGGUGUCGGCGCCAAAGGCAAUGGAAAUGAUUGGCAACAAUCUGCAAAUGCAGUACGAACGCUGGCAGCCCCGUGCCAGGUAUAAGAAAUGCCACGAUCCCACAGUCGAGGAUGUAAAGAAACUCUGCACUUCCCUGCGACGCAAUGCCAAGGGGGAGCGCAUCCUCUUCCACUACAAUGGCCACGGUGUACCCAAGCCGACGGCCAAUGGUGAAAUUUGGGUCUUUAACAAGACUUUCACACAGUAUAUCCCGCUUAGCAUAUUCGAGCUAAUCACUUGGAUGGCCGCUCCCUCCAUUUAUGUGUACGAUUGCUCCAAUGCCGGCAUCAUUAUCAAUUCCUUCCAACCCUAUGCGGAGCAGCACGAGCAUGAACGUGAAAAGGCCAUAGCUGCUGCCCAGCAACGGGGGAUGGGUUCUAUGACAGGACCGGGCAUGGUGCCUAAUCAAAUUAGCUACAAAAACUGUAUUCAUUUGGCCGCCUGUGCCGCAAAUGAGAUACUUCCAAUGAACUCGCAAUUACCGGCCGAUCUAUUUUCCAGUUGCCUAACCACACCCAUUAAUAUAGCCUUGAAAUGGUAUGCAAUGCAGGAAAAGUUGGGAAUGGUGCCGCGUAUACACAGCGAGCUGAUUGAUAAGAUUCCAGGCAAAGUCAACGAUCGACGCACAAUGAUGGGUGAACUAAAUUGGAUAUUUACAGCUAUUACCGACACGAUAGCGUGGAAUACAUUGCCGCGCGAGCUCUUUCAACGUCUGUUUCGCCAAGAUCUCCUGGUGGCCAGUUUGUUUCGCAAUUUUCUAUUGGCCGAACGCAUAUUGAAGAGUCACGAUUGUACACCCGUAUCGUUGCCGGCUCUACCGCCUUGCCAUCGUCAUCCGAUGUGGAAGGCGUGGGAUCUGGUUGUGGAUUUGGCACUACAACAAUUACCGGACAUUCUGGAAUAUAAUGCUCCAUACAAACAGCUGCCAUUCUUCGAGCAUCAGCUGACCGCGUUUCAGGUGAGACUGGAUAGUGAAUCGGAAUCACGGACCCCGCCGGAGCAAUUGCCCAUUGUGCUGCAAGUGUUGCUCUCCCAGGUGCAUCGGCUGAGGGCAUUGGAGCUACUGGCCCGAUUCCUUGAUUUGGGACCCUGGGCUGUCAAUUUGGCUCUCGGAGUCGGCAUCUUUCCCUAUGUGCUCAAAUUGCUGCAGAGUUCGACGAGAGAGUUGCGUCCCGUAUUGGUCUUCAUAUGGGCUAAAAUUCUCGCAGUAGAUCCCAGUUGUCAGGUGGAUCUGGUGAAGGAGUACAAAUACUUUCUGUCCGUGCUACAGGAUACCACGGUGUCCAAGGAACACCGCACACUCUCCGCCUUUGUCCUAUCGUCGAUUGUACAUAAUUUCCUGCUCGGCCAGACGAGUGCCUUGCAGGGUCCCCUGCUGUCUAUAUGCCUGGAGCAGCUUAAUGAUGGAAGUUGGCUGCUCCGCCAAUGGCUAGCCAUUUGCCUGGGCAUGUUGUGGCAGAACUUUGAGAAUGCCCGCUGGUCGGGUGCCCGCGAUUUAGCCCACGAGAAGCUCUAUGUGCUUCUACGGGAUGCCAUUCCCGAGGUGAGAGCAGCGGCCGUUUUCGCUUUGGGCACCUUCAUCAGCUCUGUGACGGAUCGUCGCCAGCAGCAAGCCAACAACAUUGAUCGCAUUAUAGCCAUCACUCUGCUGGAGACGGUGGGGGAGGAUAUGUCGCCGCUGGUGCGCAUGGAACUGGCUGCUGCCCUCCAAUGGAUGGUGCUGCUCUUCGAGUCACAAUUUGUCACGGUCUACAUGCUGGAACACCUGAAUGCCCACACCGAUGCGCUCGUCUCUAGCGGCGAGCGAAGCGCCAGCAUUACCCAUGGUAUGCCUGGAGCUCCGCCCGCUUCCACAACCUCGUCCACACAUAGCCUGGAGAGGCAUGUGACGAUGCGGCGUGGCGUUAGUUCGAGCUCAAUAUCGAAUAUGAGCGGAGCCUCGUCGACGGCGCCGGGCACUGGAUCGAAUGCCAUACCCUUUCAGUCGAUCUUCACAAAACUUUGGCUCGGCAUCUAUAAUCUCGGCCAGGAUCCGUUUCCCCAGGUAGCGGCGACCGCCCAAAAGAUAAUCAAUCAUGUGCGCGAUGCAGCUCUCUAUCCGAUUACGGCCAAGGAGGUAACCAUCAACACGGUCACAGAGAAAUGUAGCAGCCUGAGCGUCAGUCUGCCACCCAGUCCGAAUACCAGGAUCAAUUAUCUCGGCGGCGGCGGCCCUGGUGGUGGUGGUGCUGUUGGCAUUGCAUCGGCAGCUGGCGAAGCUUCCUCACCGGUGGGCAGCUCGACUACAAUGGGGGCAGGAGGAGCAGCAGCAGCUAAUGCAGGCGGCAGCCAUUGGGCACACAAGCUUCGCCUCUCCGGCAGUUCCACUGGCGCUGGCGGAGAUCCACAGUUGACAUUGCAUCGCAAACUUCGCACUAGUUCCACCAACGACGACACGGACAGCGGGCCAGCAUCGGCGCCGGUGCCGCCGGUUAGUUCGGUUGAAGGUUGCCACUCGGCCAGAAGCAGUGGCAGCGAGAGCAAUCACUAUCCCGACCCGGGCAAGGUGGGUCAGCCGCGUCAGCCAAUUGUGAAGACCCAAUUUAUUCCCUGGGCCAUGUCGUAUUUCACGCGAGCUGGCAAAGAGCGAUACAGUUCAUCUGAGGGCAGCGGUGAGGAGGGCCAGCAACGUUGGCCCAUUGACCGCAAUUCCACGGAGCUGCGCAUUAGAAACUAUCGCUAUCAUCGCAACGAAUCUAUCCGCAGGGAGGCAAAAAAGAUGUCUUAUUGCCACCAGCGAAUGGAUGCCUAUACAUGGAUGAGAAAAACACAAUUUACGCCAUCGAUAGUUAAACUAUUGCCGUACGAGCAGCAGAUUGCCGUCGCCUACAAGGAGAGGGUGCUUGUCUAUGACUUCCAAAGAAAUGCCGUGCGUGCCUAUGGUUCAGAUUCGAUUGCUGGCAAUGUCAGUGGCGGUGGCAGUGGAACUGUCAGUGGCAGCUCCACAUCGCUCAACGGUAAUACACCGCGCAAAACAGGAUUGGGAACAUCCGGUGGCUCUUCAUCCUCCUCGUCGUCGUCGUCUUCGUCGUAUGCCGCAUUUGCUCGGGUGAGCAGCAUUGAGUUUAUCAAUGCGCACGAUGUGGGCUUGGAGCUAGUCGCCCAUGAGGAUGGGGUCAUACGUGUUUGGCAGUCCACACAGCCGCCGUCGGGUGGUGAUGGCAUCAACACACUUUCCUCUUCCUUGGCAUCCUCCUCACUGAAUUCCUCGUUUGUGGAGGAGCCAUCCAAUGGAACCCGCCUAGUCACAGCUUGGGAUGCUCUGCCACAUGUGUCGCAGCCAAAUUGGGGCACCUCGACACUCCGGCAUCGCGGAGGUCUUGCCAGAUCUACCACAGAUCAGCUCAUGAGCUCCAGCACGGGCAUUGUCACCGCCUGGCAACAAUAUAGUCAGCAGUUGAUUGUUGGGGGUGGGUCUUGCCGCUUUCUCCGGAUUUGGGAUGUGGAGCGGGAACUGCGACUGAACGAUUUGCCCCUUGGACGCAGUGAGGCCAGUGUCCGUGUCCUUUCUCCCUUCGCCAGCAACGUGCGCUGUGAUCUUAUCGUGGCCGGGUGUGCCGACGGAAGCGUUCGACUUUUUGACAAACGUCUCGCACCGCAGGAGGCGCGGAUCCAUGACUAUCGGGAACAUGCCUCCCCCAUACUUCAUGCCUGCCUAAGAGCCAAUGAGACGACUCUGGUUACUGGCUGCACAGGCGGUCGUAUUUGUGUCCUGGACCUACGUGCUCGUGGCAAUGGGCGUUCCCGUCUCCAUCAAUGGGAUGCUGGCGGUGAUGUCACUGCCAUGGCGUGCCAUCAACUCGCCGAUGCUGUUGCCUGUGGCAAUGCUGCGAAAAUUUCCAUUUAUUCGCUAAAUGGCAAGCAGCAGAGUGUCCUGCGCAGCAACGAGGGAUUCAUGGGCUCCAAAAUCGGUCAUCCCACCUGCCUUUCGUUUCAUGCGUACAAAAUGCAAUUAGCGGUGGGAUUCGUGGACAACACGGUCGCGGUCUACAGUCCCACGCCAGUUUUAUAAACUCUGCGGCCGUUGGAAAAUUGAUGUUAAAAAGAAUCCUGAAACAUUGGUUAAUGCAC